AUGGUGUCCAAAGCGGAACAACAAGUAAGGAGUAUACCUGAUCUCUUCAGUCAUCUUGAGCCGAUUACUGACUUAUCGGUCUCGAUUCAGAUCAUCCGUGACCUUCAAGCGAACUGGAUUUGGGUCCCGAACUGGGUGGAUUCUUCAGAAAAUAACACAGCCGGAAGAGUCGUCCACUUCUUUCGUAUUUUCAGUUUAAUCUCAAAGCCGACGCGAUCGAUGUUGCAUUUUUCGGCCGACACACGUUAUAAGCUUUACAUCGACGGGAAGCAUGUGGCUGUCAGUCCAAGCAGAAGUGGCCUAUUAAUCUGCUACUAUGAAACUCUAGAUAUUGCGCCGUAUCUGAAAGCGGGACAUAAUGAGAUACGUUUCGUCGUGGUUCGCUACUUUGCGGCAUCGCGGAGUGCGAUGGCCUUCGAGCGAACGGCUCUUCCUGGAUUGACGGUCAUUGGGCACAUCGAGACGAGUUCAGAAGUUAUUGACCUCAGUUGCUUGACAGCCUGGGAAUCAUAUGUAGACAACAGUAUUCAAUUUCCAUUGGGAUUGGCCGACGAUGUGUUUCUCCACAUCAGUGAGCGCAUAUCCCCAACGAAGCCUGAACUACCUUUGAAGUCACUUGCAUACAAUAUUAAAACACUCAACGGGGACAUUCCGCCUUGGAACUUACACCCGCGGUCGAUACCAGUGCCUGAGUCAACGCCAGCUGUUCUCAACAAUGUUAGAACUUGCAAAGGUGCCAUUGACGCGGACAGUUGGACCGCUUUUUUUACUGAACAUCAAGCCCUGCCACUUUCAUCAAGCUCCACUUAUACAAUUGAGGUUCAAGCGGAUGUCCACUCAACCGCAUUUCUGCGGUGGUCUUUCAAGGCUGUUAAAAGCCAUUCUCAACUCACCAUGCGGCCUCGCUCAUAUCCAUUCUUCCGGUCCAAGGCGGAUCGAUUAGAUGCAAGUGUCGGUCAUAUUGUUGGCCCUUACGAUGAGCUGACGCUCGAUCUCCCGGGCUCAGAAGUCGUUAUCUAUGAGCCAUUCUGGUUCCGUACUUUCCGUCUCUUGCGCAUCGAAAUCAUAUUACGCUACUAUCAUUUGAUGCUACCCAAGUUAAUUACCCAAUGGCUUUGGAAGGAGCCCGGAGAUGCGCACAGUAAACAAAUCUGGGACGUAUCAAUCCGGACUAUGCGCACUUGUAUGUUUGAUGGGUAUUCUGACUGCCCUUUCUAUGAACAGCUACAAUACCCUGGAGACAGUCGCUCUGUCUGCUUAUUCCACUACCUCUUGUCCGGUGACGACCAGCUCAUGCGACAAGCCAUUACAAACUUCGCGGCUUCAGUCACACCAGAGGGACUUACACAGUCUCAAUUCCCCUCGCAUGUGCCGCAAGUGAUUGCUGGGUUCUCUCUAUUUUGGAUCUUACAAGUCUGCGACCAACACCUAUUUUUCGGUGACACACGGUUUGCACGAGGCCUCAUUCCGCGCAUAGACGGUGUACUUGAAUUUUUUCAUGCGCAUGUUGACCACUUUGGCUUAAUCAGCGGACUACCAGAGGCUGUUUGGCAAUAUGUUGACUGGGUAACAACCUGGGGAGCGACCAAUGAGCAUCCAGACAAAGGUGUCCCAACUUCCGGACGAAAAUCAAACAGACACACCUACUUUAGUAUGCUUUAUGCAUGGGUUCUACAGAAGGUUGCCAGGCUCGUGCGCGAUGUUGGCAGACCGGGCCAUGCAUUCGAGUACGAAGCACGUGCAACUUCGCUUCUAGAAGCCGAUGGACAGUAUUUUACUGACUCAACUGCCAAUGUCGCUGAUGAGCUAUCAUAUUCUCAAUACUGCCAGGUUUUUGCUGUUAUCUCAGGAGCAGCACAUUCUGAGGAUCAUGAACGUAUUCUAGCAGAAUCAUUCUCAAACGAUCGCUUCUCAAAGUGCUCGUACAUGAUGUGUUUUUAUGCAUUCAGGGCACUUGCCUUGGCUGGUGAUGAAUUUUACGAACAAUUCUGGGUUCGUAUGUGGGAACCAUGGCGCAAGAUGUUGGCUCAUAACCUUUCGACUUGGGAGGAGGACGAUGUCAGGCAACGCUCAGACUGUCAUGCUUGGGGAAGUGUGCCAAUCUACGAAUAUUGCACUGAGCUAGCCGGUAUUCAGCCAGUGGCGUCGGGCUCGUCCAAGAUUUUGUUCAAGCCGCGGCUUGGGCUCACUGGGGCUUUAGAAGCAAAGGUAGCACUUGGCAAGGACAACAUGGCCAAAGUCUCAUGGAAGUGUGUCUCUGGUAAGAUAAAAGUUGUGGAGCUCACGCUCGAAAAGCCUAUUGAGGUUGUAAGCCGAUUACCCGGAAAAAAUUAUGAGGAGCAUGGUGUGGUGAACUUCAUUAGACUAAGCUAUGGGGUUUAA
Molecule: messenger RNA, 2382 nt
Organism: Penicillium atrosanguineum
Lineage: Eukaryota; Fungi; Ascomycota; Eurotiomycetes; Eurotiales; Aspergillaceae
Product: putative rhamnosidase B
Exons: 6
Coding region: 1-2382 (793 amino acids)
Biological process (GO): carbohydrate metabolic process
Source: RefSeq, a predicted model, not a curated record